This is a messenger RNA of Thunnus maccoyii (southern bluefin tuna), 4942 nucleotides long. RefSeq names its product integrin, beta 8 (gene itgb8). The record is from RefSeq and is a predicted model, not a curated record. The transcript has 16 exons. The coding region runs from base 759 to 3164 and encodes 801 amino acids. Gene Ontology annotation, biological process: cell adhesion mediated by integrin; integrin-mediated signaling pathway; cell migration. Gene Ontology annotation, molecular function: integrin binding. Gene Ontology annotation, cellular component: integrin complex; cell surface; focal adhesion. Lineage: Eukaryota; Metazoa; Chordata; Actinopteri; Scombriformes; Scombridae.
CACACAGGAGCCCUCAGUGUUGUUAAAUGACUCCCUGGAGAAGCAAUAUAAACAUCAGUGUUCAAUUCAAGGCCAUACUUCAGCUGGAAUGCACCCCACCGCAACUGCUUGUAGUAAGCACUUUACGUCUGUCUUCCUCUCUCUCCUUAUUUGUCUCUCUUCCCUCCCUCUCUCUCUCUCUCUCUCUGAUAAAACCGAGGACAGCGUCGUUGCCAUGGCACCGCCUGAGUCAGUACAGCGGUUAAAACACGGUCACUCUCCUGGUUUUAGUGUGGGAUGUUCAGUCAGCAUGUUGGUGCGCACCGGCUGAACGCAGCACUGGCAGCUACUGGUGUGUUCGCUGUAACUCCGUUCAGCUCUGUCCCGGGAUGAGACUUCAGCUGUGAGAGGAGGUCCGUCGUAGGAAGCAGACCCGGACACGUCGCACACCUGCGGCUGGAUGGAAAUAGAUGGAGGGACUUGCGCCGCAGCCGAGCUGUCGCCGCACUCGACCGAUUACUUCACCUCCUCUCCUGGUCGACGGGGGAGCGCGCUUGUAAGCUGAUUUGACCGGGGGAUGUGAAUACCUCUCCGGGAUUAGAAGGUUAUUGGGUGAACGACAAUGCCCCGCGGCUCGGUCCGGCACUCCCGGCUAUUGUUAGUGCGGCGGCGGACGCACGGUGCCCGGUCUCCCCCGGUUCCACGUCAUCUCCAGUAGCUGCACAGCCUGCUCCUCUGCCUCCUCGCUCCGGUCGCACUCCCGGUGUGGAUAGGAUAAUAUGACUUCCUGGCUCCGCACAUACGGCAGCGUCCCUCUGUGUCUCCUGCUCGGCUUCUUAGGGGUCUGCGCAGAAGCUUCCCGACCGGGUGACAGCGCAUGUUGGUCUCCCAGUAUCACUUCUUGUGCCGAGUGUCUCAGACGUGGACCGCAGUGUGCCUGGUGCUUCAAGGAGAACUUUCUGGAUGGAGCGGGCCCUAGCCACCGCUGCGACCUACCGGUGAACUUGCUCAGAAGAGGCUGCGGACAAGAGUUCAUGGAGCAGCCGGAGAUCAAAGUGGAGGUCAACGCCAGCACCAGCAGCACACAAGUGUCCCCACAAGACAUCAGCAUCACCCUCAGACCCGGUUCAGAGGCCAGCUUCAUAGUGGCUGUGAAGCAGCUGGAGCGUUAUCCUGUGGAUCUGUACUACCUGGUGGAUGUAUCGGCAUCUAUGCAGGAAAACCUUGAUCAUCUGAAGACGGUGGGCGUAGCUCUGUCUCUUCGUAUGACGGAACACUCCUCAGACCUUUGGCUGGGUUUCGGCUCGUUUGUGGACAAACCUGUCUCCCCUUACAUCAAUGUCCAUCCCUCCAAGAUCAACAACCCCUGCAGUGAUUACGAAAUCCGCUGUCGGCCAGCCCACGGCUUCCACCACGUCUUAAGUAUGACAGGGAAUAUGAGUGAGUUCACACGUGUGAUCAAACGCCAGCGCAUCUCCGGAAACAUGGACACGCCUGAGGGAGGACUGGAUGCUAUGCUGCAAGCUGCUGUCUGCCAGAGAGCGGUGGGUUGGCGGCCAGAAUCCAAACGUCUGCUGCUCCUGAUGACUGACCAGCCUUCCCACCUUGCCUUGGACAGCCGGCUGGCAGGGAUUGUCACGCCACAUGAUGGCCUGUGUCACCUGGAGAACAACAUCUACACGGGGAGCACCAGGAUGGACCAUCCCAGUGUGGGCCAGUUGUCUGACAAGUUGCUGGAAAACAAUAUUUACUCCAUCUUUGCUGUGGAGAAGCAACAGUACCAGUGGUAUGAGGAGUUAGUGCGCCUGCUGCCUGGCUCCUACCUGGGAAAGAUAGGUUUCUUCCAGGCCCCAAACCUUAUAGAGCUGGUGGUGGAUGCAUACAAGAGGUUGUUGUCAGAGGUGGCGGUGUCAGUGUCAGUCGAAGACAAGGCAGUCAGCAGGUACUGGGUGUCUGUGUCUCCCAUCUGUCCUGAUGGGUCCACUGUUAAGGACCAGAGCUGCACGGGGGUUCAACCUGACCAGACGGUUUACUUCAACAUCACCAUCGGCCUGCGCUCUUGUCCGGAUGAUGGUGAAGAUGAAGAUAUAACAGUGAUGGUUCGCCCUGUGGGUUACAACGAAUCUACCACUGUUAGGGUUCGCUCUAAAUGUGGCUGCAGUUGUGGACCAACAGGACAUUGCCGUGACAGCAACGAAUCACCAUGCAGCGGGACUGUAGACAGCACCAAGUGGGAGCAGAGGCCAGAUCAGGGACUUCUUAAAGACUCAAGCAGAGAUUCAAACUGGAAUUGCAGAGCUGAUGGGUCUGACGUGGACUGUAGUGGUCGGGGAGUAUGUGAAUGCGGGAGGUGUGUGUGUGAGCAGAGCAGGCUCGGGACAGUAUACGGGAAAUACUGCGAGAUAGAUGACUUUUCCUGCCCUUACGAAGGCGGACUGCUGUGUGGAGGACGGGGUGUGUGUGUGUCAGGUGAGUGCGUGUGCGAGGACGGCUGGACAGGUGAUAGCUGCGGUUGUACCGACUCCACAGCAACCUGCCAGUCGUCCGACGGCCUGCUGUGCAGUGGGCGGGGCAAGUGCGUGUGUGGCAAGUGUGUGUGUGAUGACCACCAAUACUCUGGAAACUUCUGUGAGAGAUGUCCUGCUUGCCAAACCACCUGCCAAUCAUACUGGAAGUGCGUGGGCUGCCACCUGUCUCAUGGUCUCACGCAAAAAGAGGCGGGACACUGCAACAAUACUUGCGCCUCAUUGGUGGGCUACACGGAUGAUGUAUCAGGUCAAACAGGGGAGAUGUGGAUUCAGUGUAUGUACAUCAGUAAUGACAGCUGUCGCUAUCGGUUUCAAACGAGCUCAGAGUCUGGACAGAACCAGCUUCACAUUAGCACAAGACCAGAGUGUGCAAGCAACAGCCGGCUGGUAGGAACUUUCCUGAGUGUGUGUGCGCUGACAGUGCUGUGUGGGCUGGUGGUGGUGGCCGUGUCCAGAUUGCUGCUACAGAAGAGAGGCUGGUCACCAGGGGACGCUGCUGAGCAUGGAGACUAUCACUGCACUGGCAAGGACCUGUCAUACAUUCCUACAACCAAUGAGAAGACAGUCACCUACAGGAGGGACCACCCGCCCGACCGACCUGUGGAGAUGCACAUCCAAGUUCCCAAGAUGCCCCUCGGUGACCCCUGGCAGUGCUAGGCAGAGUCAAAGGUCAAGGUGAAGAUCAGAAGGAAGUCAGUAGAGACAUUCAGUAGAGAAGAGUUGGACUUAUGGCUUCUCUCUUGCUCUCUCUCUUAACCUUCAUAUAACUCCAACCAGUUCUACAUGGACACUCUGAUGGUAGUAAACUAACCUAUGAAACCUCUGUGGAAUCACACUUGUAAAAUGAACUGAAAUACUUUUCAUAGUGUGUGACUAACGUGGCCAGUAUCCCGGAAAUCGAGAUGAGACAAAGAGCACAAGUCCCCCACUUCUUCUUCCUCUGUAGCAGCAGGGAGGCUACUUCUUCUACAGGGUAAAGGGUUCCUCGCUUUUUAGCCAUGUAGCAAUUACUGCUCUAACUUAUGAGUGUGUGUGUGUGUGUGUGUGUGUGUGUGUGUGUGCGUGUGUGCACGCAUGUGUGUAUGUGUGUGGUGCAGGUACAUGCAUUGAUGCUCUAUCUAGUCUCUCUAUUUAUGAUUUUGUAGUUAAAACACUACAUGUUUUAGGUUUACGUGAUUGUGUGGCUCCCCAACACUCCAAAUGUAAUAUCUCUCUGUCUUAGUCUGCCCCCGUGUGGUCAGCUUGAGGUACGACAUUUUUUUUCCUCCAAUUAUACUGUCUACACAUUCCUGACCUCAGCUGUAUUGCCUUGGGAUUUAACUCGUGAGGCACACCAAUGACUCAAUAUGGCUUUUUAUUUUACAUUUUUACUUUGAGUAGAUUUUUCAGUGAUUGGUGGUGUACGUUGUUCUAGUGUUUUGAACUGUUUCAUUGUAUUUUUGCAUUGUCUUUUUGUUAACGGAUCAACUGCAAUAGCAAAUUAGUGUUAUUUUAUGGCAUUUUUUUCUAUCAUGAUAGGGGAGAAUGUAGUUUUAUGUGAUUUUCAGUUGUUAAUAAUCUGUUAGACUUGCACUAGAACAAUUGUUUUGCAUUAUACUACUGAAAACUGAGGAGGCUCGUCAUGUCAGGACAGAACUGGAUAGUGGGUUUGGAAGAACUCUUGUGCUAUAAAUUGGGCAUUAGAAGGCAUUAAAAGUGAAUAAGUGCGUUUGAAGCUAAUGUAACAAAUCCACUGGAAUUACAAUGGAAGUAUUUUAAAUAACAAUAUACUGACAAUUACUGGUAACAAUAUCAUCAAAAGCCUGAGCAUGUGACCUCUACAUCAGAGACAGAACUGUGUCUGCAUGAAUCUAUUUAAUGAUGAUCAUCUGUUGCUACAUCCAGCUGCACUGGACUGACAACUUUACACUUUGAUAACAACGCCUGGGCAAAGGUACAACUCAGCUCUAAAGGUACAGAGAUCAGAGGUGGAAUUACACUCCUAACACCCCUCAUGCACUAGAUCCUCUGGAUCCAGAGUGCCAAUUGCAUGGCAUCUUGUGAGAAUUUCGCUUGCCCAAUCCCGUUCCUCUUUUUGAUUAUUAUUUAACGCAAUGUUUACAGCAAUAGCUGCUCUAUUUUACUGUAAGUCAGGAACACUAAUUAUUAUUUAUUGUGAUGUUAUUAUAUUUUCUUUGUAUUUGAUAUAUUAAUUGUGCUAUUUUAUGGCAAGGCUACUUGAGUUACAGGUGGAAGUACUGUUUGUGUUUAUGAAGAGCAGUUUGUCUCUAACCCUGAGAAUAAUUCAGCAAUAAGGUAUUAAUCAUCUCAUCUAACCGGGCACUGAGUUCGGAAUAACAACAGCACUUUUUUUUGUAGUUUUGCUGUCAAUCAAUGUGACUAGAUGUGUAGCAUGACUGUUUUCAUCACAAUAAAAAUGUGCAAGAUUUCUAUCA